UGCUGUAUUUUUAGCUGAGCAAAGCCUCUCCAGCUGGUGAACAACACUAACAGCAGUGUGUGUGUGUGUGCGUGUAUGUGUGUGUGUGUAUGUUCUGUAUGUAUGUGUGUUUGUCAGCGCGCGAGCCCCGUCCAUUAUUAUAAACGUGGACGUGUAAGUCGUCGGGUGUGUUUGUAGGGCCACUGCUGUGCUGACCCUCAGCUUGAAACAGCUGGAUCGAGAAGCGGAGAGGAGCUCGAGGAGCGGAGCUACACGGCCAUGACGGAUCUCUGAGGCGCGAGAUGGACCAGGAGAAGCGAGUUUAGAGCGGAAAGGAGAGGUGGAGGCCCUGAAGACUGACGCUCUGAGAGAGAGAGAGGAGCAAAUACUUCAAUCAGAAGCCAACCAAAAGCGGUCAAGACGGACGGGGUGGCGGAGCAUCGGGGCAAGAAGCGGGGCAACAUGCGCGAGAGGGACUUCGCGCCGGGCGCUGACCGGGGCAAGCCGGCCACCUACACGGGGGACAAGAAAGCCAAGAUGGCCGCGAAGACCAACAAGAAGUGGGUGAGGUUGGCCACCGUCUUCGCCUACGUGCUCUCCGUGUCGCUGGCCGCCAUCAUCCUGGCCGUCUAUUACAGCCUCAUCUGGAAGCCCACGGCCGCCUCAACCUCGCCGCCGUCGGACGGGAAGCCGGGCACCACCGCUCCCCCUAACGCCACCACGGACGCGGAUAUGGGCAACGGCAACAGCACGAGCCCCUGGACGCCCAUGGGCAACAGCACGAGCCCCUGGACGCCCUUGGGCAACAGCACGAGCGCGAACGACGACGGCAACGGGAGCGGGAACCUGAACGCGACUGGCUCGGAUGCUGCGCGAGUCCGUGAGCGCUGGAGCGCGCGCUCGACGCUCGUUCACGAUGCCACAAACAGCAACAGCAGCAGCAGCAGGAGCGGAGGCUCGCAGGACGGAGCAGCGCUCGAGAAUAGAGGAGAGGAGUGACAGAAAGUGGGUGUAGAAAGGGACAGGAGCGCGAGGAGGAGGAAAAAGGAGGUGUAUGAGCAGCAGACGCUCCAGGCUGUGGUGCAUUGGACACCGGUGGAUGGCAUUGGACCUUAGUGGGCAACUAAGGGCACCUUUGGAUCUUAGUGGACACUUGGACACCACUGGACAUCAGUUGGACACCAAUAGGCAUCAUCAGAUCUUAUUGGGCACUACUGGACACCAACUGGACACCAGUAGGCACCAUAUGAUCUGAGUGGAUGCAGUUGGACACCAACUCUGCGCUUUAGGCCACCUUUGGAAAGCAGUGGACGCAAAUAGGGCCACAAUGGACAGCACAGCAAAUCCUCGGAUAGUGUCCGCCUCUUCCUCUGUACCAUAAAACGCUCAAGAAUGUAACCUCUCAUUUACUGGGCUUGCCUUAAGAUUCAGACCUGCAAUGGAAGCACCUGUAAGGGCACACAGGCCUGUCUGAAGCAUUUAACUCUCUCCAGUUUCAUCAGUGUGCUUGCCUAUCCUUAAAGAGCAUUAGCUACCCGCCUGCUUCUAAUAUGAACUGCAGGCUGAACUACUGUUUUUUCCUUUAGGACAUGGAUGUUUUGUUUUUUUGGGUGGUAAAAUAUGAAAGGAAGAGGGAUUGUGUCCCUAUAGCUGUACUAAUUAAUCAGGAGGCCUAUAUCAGAGGAGCCUGUGUUGAGUUCCGCUCAGGUAUGUGCAGAUAUUCAUGCCAAUGUAAAUGCAGAUAUGUAUUUGCUCAUGUACAUAUAUAUAUCUGGACUUGCAUAGAUACAAGAAUUUUUACAAGAAUAAUGUAUAAUGAGUAUAUAUAAAUAUGUGGUGAUUUUAUAUAUAUAUAUAAAAUCACCAUAAAGGCUAAUAAACGCCCUUGUAAGAAAAUAAAACACAUGACUUCCA
Molecule: messenger RNA, 1893 nt
Organism: Pygocentrus nattereri (red-bellied piranha)
Lineage: Eukaryota; Metazoa; Chordata; Actinopteri; Characiformes; Serrasalmidae
Product: putative transmembrane protein INAFM2
Exons: 1
Coding region: 442-978 (178 amino acids)
Source: RefSeq, a predicted model, not a curated record